Mercenaria mercenaria is the source of this 7769-nucleotide messenger RNA. RefSeq names its product sulfite oxidase-like. The transcript is spliced from 2 exons. Lineage: Eukaryota; Metazoa; Mollusca; Bivalvia; Venerida; Veneridae. Gene Ontology annotation, cellular component: mitochondrion. Bases 83 to 1768 code for a protein of 561 amino acids. The record is from RefSeq and is a predicted model, not a curated record. Gene Ontology annotation, molecular function: molybdenum ion binding; oxidoreductase activity.
GCUGAAGUGAGACAACAAUAACAACAAACAAUUAACCAAAAACUACGUAUUUCCAGGGCAAACAUUUUGUUUGCAAGCAAAUAUGUCGAUGCUAGGAAGUGUUUGUGUUUGUAGAAGUGCUUUUCUGCGGUUGUCAGUGUGUAAAUUACGCAUUUUACCAGCUACAAAUGUUGGUGUUUUCCAGCUUAAGAGGACGCAAAAUUACAGUGGCGGAUCUGGUGGGGAGUCUCGCGAGAGAGGAUCCUCAACGAAAUGGGGAGCUGCAGCCGUAGCUGGUGCAACAGGGUUUGCGUUAUUUCUGAAGACUCAGUGGGAGAGAAAUACAGUGUCUGCUGCAGCAGUAGAGCCAGGGGCUAUACGACAAGGUCUGCCGACUUACACAAUGGCUGAUGUAAGCAAACACAAAACAGCGAAAGACAGGAUUUGGGUAACAUACAAUAAUGGUGUGUAUGAUAUAACUGAUUACGUUGCACAACAUCCAGGCGGAAAUAAGAUUCUUCUUGGGGCAGGAACUGAUAUUGGACCAUACUGGGAUAUGUAUGGAGUCCACAAACAGCCAGAGAUGUAUGAAUUACUGGAAAAAUACCGAAUUGGAAAUAUAGUGGAGGUUGUGAAGAGAAAGGAAACUAGUAAAGAUGAUCCCUAUGCGAAAGAUCCAAAGAGACACCCUGCCCUGAUUCCUAGUUCUGAGAAGCCUUUCAAUGCAGAACCGCCUGUAUCCUUGCUUUUGCAGGACUUUUUAACACCAACUGGACUAUUUUUUGUGAGGAAUCAUUUACCUGUUCCAAAUGUGGAUGUAAAGAACUACAAACUAGAUGUCUCCAUUGAAGGUGGUAAAAAAUCUAAAGUAUUGACUCUAGGCAUUCUGAAAAAUAAGCUUGCAAGUAAAACUGUGGCUACAACCUUGCAGUGUGCUGGAAACAGGAGGAGUGACAUGGUUGCCAUAAAACCUGUGAAAGGUCUAAAUUGGGGAAUAGCAGCCAUAAGCACAGCCGAAUGGACUGGACCUACCCUUAAUGAUGUGCUUCAGUACUGUGGUAUUGACCUUGAAAAAGUUGACUGUGAACAUAUCCAGUUUGAAGGAAUGGAUACAGGUCCCGACGGCACUACAUAUGGUGCAUCCAUUCCAAUUGAACUGGCACGAGACCUGAAAAAAGACAUCAUUGUAGCAUACAAAAUGAAUGGUGAAGACAUACCACAAGAUCAUGGCUACCCAGUUCGUAUCAUUAUUCCUGGUGUAGUUGGAGCAAGGCAAGUGAAAUGGCUCAACAAGAUUGUACUCAGUAAGGAAGAGAGUUUGAGUCACUGGCAGAGGCGUGAUUAUAAAGGAUUCAAUUCCUCUAUUGAUUGGCAUAACGUUAAUUUCGAUACAUCACAGGCCAUUCAGUUUUUGCCCGUGCAGUCGGCAAUCUGCGAACCAGAAGAUGGACAGACUCUGGAUGACAGUGAGGAAGUCACAGUAAAAGGUUACGCAUGGAGUGGGGGUGGUAGAGGUAUAUACAGAGUAGAUGUGUCAGCGGACGGGGGUAAAACAUGGGUCAGUGCUGAUCUGGAGCCAAAUGGACAAAGUCCUUAUAGGUCAUGGGCAUGGACAUUUUGGGAAGUCACAGUGCCAAUUCCCAAAGGUCACAAGGGAAAGGUUGAACUGGUUUGUAAAGCGUGUGACUCGCAGUAUAAUGUACAACCGGAUAGCGUAGACGGAAUAUGGAACUUGAGAGGGUGCCUGAGUAAUGCAUGGCAUAGAAUACAUGUUGAUGUUCCUAAAUGAGAUUGAUAAAUAACAGUGAUCCAGUGAUGAUUGUUGUAUGUACUAGUCACAAGUGAUUUAGUCUGUCAAGCUUUGGUCGCAAUUAUUUACAGCAGAAAAUCCAUGAAUGUAUCUUUUAUUUAAAGUAGUGGACCUGUAAUGUUUGGGACUUUCUGUUAAGUAUACUCCUUAAAAUGUGGUUUGGAAAAAAAACAACUCUUAUCAAAAGAUAUAUAUUAUGGCUGAAGAUGUAAGAUGUUGAAGUUGUAAACAAGAAUACAAAUUCAUGGAUAUAAUUAUUACUGGCCCACUGCCUGAAUGCAGUGCAUAUAUAAACAUUCUCUUGUCACGUAUGCAGCAGCUGACGUAUGUGUGUAAAAUUACUAAACAAUUUAGUCAGACAGUCUUAGAUAUUAAGCCAAGUAAAAUCAGUACAAGUAUACAUACAUGUUAGGAACAUCUUCCAAUUGUAUCUUUCUGUAUACUAAGAUACAAGAAAUAACUGUUUUUCUGCAAGGUUGUUUUUAUUUCUUUCAGAAAUCUGACUGGUAGAGAAUUGACUUUGUUUGCCACAAAUGAUUUAAUAUUAUGGAAGUGCAAGUGCUAUCCCCCGUGCAUUGUUAAUGAUACAUAUUACUGCAGAGAAUGGGGCAUUAGCAGUUGCUAUAUAGUAAAAAACUGACUGUAGCCAGUAGAAUCCUGACUUAUAUAACAAAUAAUAAAAUCUGGUUAUAGUGAACUAUUCAUGAGUAUAAUGUGUUUGCUAUAUUUCAAAUUUGAAUGUAUAGGAAACUUGUUACAGUUGUAUAGGGAACUUGUUACAGUUGUAUAGGGAACAUGUUACAGUUGUAUAGGGAACUUGUUACAGUUGUAUAGGGAACUUGUUACAGAUGUAUAUGGAACUUGUUACAGUUGUAUAGGGAACUUGUUACAGAUGAAUAGAGAACUUGUUACAGAUGUAUAGGGAACUUGUUACAGAUGUAUAGGGAACUUGUUACAGAUGUAUAGGGAACACAUUUCAGAGUUGCAAAUGGAUUUUUGAAACUCUUUUUUCUUUGAAAUCUUGCAAAAGUCAGUUUUCCUUGUAACCUUGCAAAAGUUUAAUAACGAAAUAUAGUUUAUUCUAAUAUAUUCAUAAUUAUUUCAUGAAUUAUGAUAGAUUAGUAUUUAAAAUGCAUUACAUAACUUUUUGUGAAGUGGUAAAUUAUUAUUCAUACCUGAAAGCUUAGGAAAAGGACAGUUUUUGAGAAAUAUAGCAAAACACAUGUAAUAAAUCUAUGUCACAAAAUUAUGCUAUUUGAAGAUGAGAUGUCAUAUUUACAUUUUACAAUUUUCAUAAACUUGGGUUGUUUUAUGCCCCACCAUAUAUCAUGGUUUCUGGCCUGUAGCAAAUAAAACUUAAGCAACCUGAUCAAAGUACUUGUAGCAUACCAUAGUAAUACUACACUUAAAAAGCCUUUUUUUUUACCGUGGAUCAUGACAUUUUUAGGGUUAGCAAUAAUCAAUGUUCUUUGAAUUUAUUUUUUAUUAUUUAGACAUGAGAGUGUGUUCCUCAUAGAGGAGAAUGUACUAUAUCCAUAUCUGUUUUACAUUCUAGACCAAAGAAAGGCAUGAAUCAGGACAUUUGAAAUUAUUGUCUAUAACCGGAUAUUGGUUAUAACCAUGUUUGUUGUAGGUGUAGUUAAUUGGUGCAUAUUCAUAAGUGCUUUUUCAACAUAUUGCUCAAGGUAAAACUAUGUUACUUAACAAGAUUUAGUUGGUUUGAAUUUACAUUUUGAUUGUGCAGUGUAUGUGUGCUUCUUUUUCAUAAAAGUAUUUUUAACAUUCCAUACAGCCUUGGUAGCUCAAUGGUAGAGUGCCAGCUUCAAGUGUGAGAGCUUGUGGAUUUUCCUUCUGGCCAGGUCAUACUAAAGACAUGAAAUUGAAAGCAUUAUUGGUGUUACUUUAAGGGGACGCAUAUUGCUACAUUCACAGUUCAUACAGCAAUGCGGAAGGGGUGCAUAUUCAAGAAAUCGAUGGUGGGAAAAUAAAAAACAUAUUCCUAAACUGAUAUAAUACUGAUGGACACCUGUAAUAUUCAGUAUUUUGUGGAUAAGGAUGUGGUACUAUGAAUGUAAUAGGAAAACAGAGGUGUUUGUGAAAGUACAUUCAACACAAAAUAUUAAGCUUUUGUAUAAGGAAAAAACAGGUUUUUUACAAUAACAGUGUUCCAAAUAAUGUUGAAGGGAUGAGAUUUUCUUUCUAACACACCAGGUUUGCUUAAACAUGUAAAAAUUUAACGCCACGUCAGUUCAUCUCGGGAUGGACGCCAUAUUUCUCAUUGAUAAAAGAUGUAAACAAAAAAAUCAGAGUGGGAUUAGCAUUGCAAGGGCAUAACAUGACAUUCUACACAAUGAAUACCUUAGAAUAGAUAUCUAAGAUGCUACACAGGUCAGGCGGGUUAAAUGCAUAAUGUCGAUCACUUGAAAUUCAUCUUGAAAAGGUGGUUAAUUUUAGUUUGUUUACAUGGUUUUUAAUUUUCCCACGACUUCUCGGCGAUUCACUGCAAAUGUAUUACUGCACCGGACGAAAGGUAACUCUAAUAAACAACGGGAGACAACUUAGGUGUCAGCACGUGUACGAUUUUUAAAAAAAACAUGUCGAUGAUUAUAAUUUCUUAUCAAAUAAUGAACCCUAUUCAGAUAUUCGUCUUUAAUAUUAGAAAAUCAUUAAUUUCUGUGGACAUUUGUCAAAAAAUAUUACCUACAGUGGAGUACUUUGCGCAUCAAACUGGUUUCCGCUUCAGUUGUGAGGCACUUCCGUUAUACUUUUGACAACAAUAACAAAAUACAAAAUGAAUCAAUAAAGUCACUUAUAAACCGACUGCUACUUAAAUCAGUGUAAGUAAAGUUGUUGUUACAACAUUAUACAUGUUCGUUACGUUAUGAGAUAAAGUUUAUCUUGAACUGCAUAAUCCAUUAACUACGUUUACAUGAUAUUGCAUUUACAACUUAUUUGACCCCAUUUUUUACGUGAAUGACAGCAUUCUCGUGCAACUCGUGCAAACAGAGUUAUGAAAAGUAUGGUGGAGAAUUCAAGGACAAAUUAUAAAUGACAUUAAAAUGAGGAUAACUGUAUAUUCGGCCAGUUUUGAUCAUUGACAUUCCUGCUGUGUAUUAGUAACUUUUGUGAACAAGAUUAGAAUGUUACUUUUGCACAUAUACACAUUGAUUGGACCUCUCAACCAAAUUUCAUACCUUAUUUUAGGGAUUUUUAAGACAGUACAUUUUCAAAAGUUUGUUGAAUGUGUUUUGAUAUUUAAGUGCAUUGCAGUUCAUGAAUACCAAGUUAAAAAUUAAUAAUGGCAACAUUUCUAGGCCUUUAUUGUAAGCCACUAGACUUCUGUAAUGAUAAAUGUUUAAUGUAUUAAGGGGAAUAUACUCUUUUAGUUUUGUAAUGUGGCAUUCCUUGACCACCGUAUCUUUUCUUAUGCACUACUUUGUAAACAAACUAAAUAAUGUGUUUUAGCUCACAUAUGCCAAAUGAAAAGCAAGACAGUGAACUUAUUUCACAUUCUUUCUUUAGAUUAGAAUCUGUAGGACAUUGAUAAAUGUUUGGACAAAGUGAAGCACUAUUAUUUUCGCACCAAAAAGUCUUAAUUGUUGACUUUGAAUGUACACAAGAAGUCUUAUGUAAUUCAACAAUAACUUUCUUGUUUCAGUUUUUCUCAUUUUUAUUUUAGUGAGCAAUCCUUUGUGCACUUAUAAGAGUUGAAACAGUAUUCAUUUCAUUUACCAAAACCUUGUAUUUUUUUGCAGGUAAAUUUUAUAAUACCCCACCCACUUUUUUCUAAUUUCAAAGUAUGCGUCCCCUUAAACCCAAGAGAUUCUUAUUUUAUUGUGUUAUAUUGUUGUUGUUUUGUGAUUUGAUAGUUUUGUGAAGGUAUUGUAAACACUGGAGUUGCCAUUUGAAAGUUGGGGUUUAAUGUUGUUAUUAACGUAAAAUCUACAUUUUUCAUGGACAUACAUGAGUAUAGGUAUAUUUUUUGUGGGUUAUCAUUCAUACAUUGUUGGGUGUACAUGUCAACAUCACUGUUAAGGUUGUCUUGUUGUAGAAGUCAUAAUUUUCUGUGUAGCAGUAGUAUAUUUUUAGCAAACAUUAUUUUCAUCAUAAUCUCUGUUAAAAUUUUUGACCUUUUUAUGAACUAGCAAGGCUGAAAUAUGUACUGACAGCAGUAAAACAAAGCAUUUUUGUGUUUCCUUAAAUAGACAUAUGUCAGAUCUCAUCCAACUUCCCUUGAGUGAUGACAGCUGCAAGAAGAAAUAGCAUGCAUACAAUAAAGUCCCAGUUCCCCGCAGAUAAAAAGAGUACGGAGGGGCCUCCUUGUUUGAGUUUAAUUCUGCUGACAUCAGGUCACUGGGUUUGAAGCCUUACUAUAGGUAGCCUAUAGAGGAAGCCAUAUAGCUGACUUACGGAAGGUUGAUGGUUCUACCCAAGUGCAUAUUUUGUGGAAAUUAUGGCUGGAUAGGCACUUGAGGUUUUCCUUCACUAUUAAAAACUGGAAAGUCUAUAUAUGACCUAUAAUUUUGUUUAAUCCAAACAGAAACAAAUAAAAUAUAUGGGGUUGUAUUGGAAUCAAGCUUGCCCGUCAGUUAGUCUUCCUGUUAAAUUUGCUUUGCAGAUAUAAUAUCUCAGAAACAAUUUAAUGGAUUUUCAUACACAAAAAUGUUCGUUGCCAUAAUAAAUGAGGUGCUUGCAUGACCCGUAGUGAAGACACAAUAUGAAGUCAAAGUUCAAAAAGCUGCUGACACAAUAGUAAUUGUAAACCUCAUCAAAAAGACAUGUAGAGAGUCCUAUCAAACUCAGUAGGUUCAAGGGAAUACUAAGUCUUGGAGGUCAAAGAUAAAAUACAAAUAGACUUACAUAGUGUCCUCUUCUUAUCAUAUAAACUGCUCGAAGGACUCUAAUAGAACUUAGCAUCAGAUGUUUAUCUAGUGAACAACAGUGGGAGUAUUAGUUAUUUUCAGCGACAGCUCGAGUUACGUAAUUAUCUCCAUGGUGUUAUUGAAGUACUGUACAUAUUAUGUUUUGUUGUUUGCCAGUUCUUGGUAGUAUUAUAUUGGAUGUUUUGAAGGAUGGUGAUAUUGUUCGAUGUCAAAACUUUUGUGAUAGCUUGAUAUUACUUCAUCUGAUGGUAAAAACUGAAAAUGUAAAAAGUAAAAAGAAAAAAAACAACAAAAAAACAGCUACUAACAGCAUUUAGUAGCUGUUGGUUUAAACAAUAUUUUAUUCAACAAAUAGCAUGUGAAUACAAUACAUGUUACAAAAGCAAGGGAUUGAGUAGUAAGCUAUUUACGCUUUUUUAGAAACUCUUUCUCAUAGCAGAUGAUCCAACAUUACUAGACUGUAAUUGACAACCAUCUUAUCAAUGUAAUAAAUGAUCUAAAGUGAUGCUUUAAUAGGAUUUUAGUCUUCAUGUUUAAAUUUGGUCAACUUGAUUUUAACAGCACAAAUAGAGUUUGCUCUGUGGUGACAAUAUUUGAUUAACAAACAAAAAAUCCAAUAUAUAUUCAAUUUUUUUCACAAAUAACAUUUGAAAUUUCCUAUUUAAUUACUUUUAAAGAAAUCUGAAGUCAUAUACAAAAUACAUCCAGCCCAUGUUCUUUUUUUGCACUCCAAAAUUUUUUGUGGGAGGACACUUCGAGUUGACCUUGUCCAUUUGUUUGUCCGACUGACUUUGUGUCUUGCAUAUAUCAAGAAGUAUUUUAUCAAGAGUCAUUAAACCUCACAAGAUUGCUAUUCAGCAUGAGAAGUAGUGCACAAAAUGUUUUAAUUUUGAUCUCACCCAGCCAGACCAAAGUUGUGGCCCUUGAAAAAAAAAAACAUGCAUAAAUAAGGCCUAAAUUUGCGUGGCAUGUAUCUCAAAAAGUAUUUGUCCCAAGAUUAUGAAACAUUACAGGAAUAUUAUUCAGUAUGUGAAGUUUUGCACCUGGGGUUUUGUAGGUGAUAUCACUCACCCAGACCAGAGUUAAUGGCCCUUGAC